Drosophila takahashii is the source of this 567-nucleotide messenger RNA. RefSeq lists its product as uncharacterized. NCBI's taxonomy places the organism in Eukaryota, Metazoa, Arthropoda, Insecta, Diptera, Drosophilidae. The record is from RefSeq and is a predicted model, not a curated record.
AUGAAAUUCGCGGUACUGGUUAUUGUAGGCGGCUGCUUUGCUUGGCAAAUGGCGAAGACCCAGUUGGUUUACAAGCUUAACAAAAUGGAGUGCCAAGUCAAUCAGACGAGGGUUAGUAACGUCUCUUGCCAUGUGAAGGCGAUCAAUUGGAAUAUGGGGGUGGUAAACAUGGAUUGCUUCUUGAUUGUUCCUUUAGUAAAUCCAGUUAUUCGAAUGCAGUUUUAUACGAAGGACUACAGUAAUCAGUACAAGCCUUUUCUAGUUGACGUUAACAUUAAAAUGUGUGAUGUGAUCGAAAGAAGGAACUUUAUACCCUAUGGCGUUAUCGUCUGGAAGUUGUUUAAGCGUUUUAGUAAUGUGAACCACUCCUGCCCUUUUUCGGGUCAGCUUACAGCCCGUGACGGGUAUCUGGACAACAAUCUUUUCCCACCGUUCCCCAAAGGAUUCUACCAAAUGAGUUUAAUGGUUAUGGAUAUAAAUUCAAUCACUAAUGACUAUGUAGGCACUAUGAAGUUUUACAUACAAGUCAUGGAAAAGAUUAAAACCAAGAAACUUCCCAGAGCAUAA